Symbiodinium necroappetens is the source of this 4929-nucleotide messenger RNA. NCBI's taxonomy places the organism in Eukaryota, Dinophyceae, Suessiales, Symbiodiniaceae. The record is from the annotation of a GenBank genome assembly.
AUGAGUUCACAUGGAUGGGUAUGUUCGCUCUCGAUCCCGCUGCGAGCGUCGAGCGUUCUGGUGUUGUCAAAUUUUCACUUCGCAACAGGUGCCGUGUCAGAUUUGUGGCCAAACCCGCUGUAUGGCUUCACGAACAACAACAGGCUGGGCAGCACUCCAAAACGGGAUGCCGUCGACAGCGACUUCAGGCACUACUACCAUUUGGCGGCAUUGGAAUUGCUGCUAGUUCAUCAUGGAUUCAGGCCAUGUGAAACUACUUUAUCGUCGCAGCAAGACAUGCGCCAGCUGGAGAAGACAAUCUCGGCGGUUGAAGCUUUUCAGAGAAACCGCAGCUUGCCGUCGAACCCCUUCGGCCUGAAUGGCCCCUUCUGGGAAGAGUUGGUGGUUCCAGUGAAGCCAGGUGACGAAAGUGCCGCGGUGCUUGCUCUGCACUGGCUGGUUCAAUCUACCUCUCAGGUCUCCAGGCCACCACUGUGGGACACAAUAGAGGUGGAACGACAUCGGUGUCAAGCCCAGCUGGAUUCCUCGAUGCAGGCAAAAAUUCAAGGAAGUCUUGCUUCUGAUGCGGAGCUCAUGGCUGAGUUGAACGCUUCAUGGUCAGAAGGACUCCCCUCCUCGAUGUGGCACCAUCUCCUGCAACGUGCAGAGCAACGGGUAGCUUCCGGGUGCCUGGGCCGUGCCUUCGUGGCCAGGGCCUUCGGCGUGGCAUGGGUCUUUGUUUGGUGCUUGAGUGCUGGCUUCUUCGUGUUUUUCCACAUCGAUGGUUGGAAUCAUGGAAGCUCCGAGAAAGCAUGCAUGGAACCGAAGACGUUCCGCAAAGUUCUCAGAUUUGGCCACGAAGUGGCCUUGCUUGGUGUGGUGACGUUGAGUCACAGCUUGUCUGUGCUCGGACUUUGGUCUUUCCCAUCUGACCUGGUUUCCCAAGUAUUCGUAGGCUUUCAGAUCACGGCGGCUUCAGUUGUUGCCGUGCGUCUUGCCGCAAAGCGGGAAAGGCGCCUGCCGCCUGAGAAGAAUUGCAUCAAGUACUCGGCGAAUGUCUUGCUGAUGGUCCUUGCCUUUCUGUUCUACUGCCUGGUGAGCUUGGUUCCAGGGCUGAAUGGGCUCUGGUACGCGGUAUUCCUAGCCGGGCUGUUGGCUGCUUGGUCCAUCGCCGUGCUGGUCAUCGUGGACUGGAACCGCGUCAUGAAGUGUGCCCUGUUCUUUGCAAUGUGGAUACUGGCAUUCGCGGCUCCAACGUUGCUGUCCCUUCUUGUAGGUUUGCUUGGAACCUUCGGAUUUUGGCUUUCUGUGUUCACUCCUGUGCUGUUGCUGCUCUUGUCUCUAGCGGCUGAGCGGCUGAUAGGCCCUCUGAUAGAAGCAAAGUGUGAAUAUACGGCCGAAACCAACUGGAUGCUCGCACUUCUGUUCAGGAUGUGCAUCGAGCAGGUCCGGUUCAACAGCGCCCUUGCGGUGUUGCUCCUCUCGCUCCUUGCUCAGAGGGGAUUCGGCCCCUUCCUCCUUCACCUUGUGCAGAGCUUCCUCUUCGCCGUAGUGCUUCGACGGCCAAAGUGUGCGUGUACGCCCAGAGAUGCAUUCGCCUCGGCUCCUCAUGGUGCCUUCUGCCGCUACUUGUUUCAUGCAUCGCAGAUCGUCUCGCACACAGGCUCCGGAGCCAUCUGGCAGUACAGGUCGGAAGCCGUGGUUCUGCCUUUGGAGAUUGUGCUGUUUUUGACUCACAUGUUCCAGCUGCUCCUCGUGGGGAUGCCGGUCGGCAUUUCGGCAUCGUCCUGGUGGUUGGGGCUGGUGUUGCUGGUUUUGUUCUCGAUGGCCAGAGAGGUUUUAUCGGGUGUGCUUUCCAUCUGGCGUCGGAUGCUCUUCCCCCACAUCCCUUGGUCAGCCCUUCCUGGCCAUCUGAUCGCCAUUGUCGUCGGCGUCGCUAUGGCCACCUCCACUUUCUCACAAGUGCAUUUCUUCUGGUUCUUCUACGCCCACCACUGGGCUGUGUGCUACAUCGGGGGCCCUUCAAGCACCGGCAUGGAGGUGGUUGAGGACAAGGAUGCCGUCGGAAGCAUCAUGACGGGCGUGAUUGGCGUUGUGCUCCUUUUCGCCCAUGUGUACUCGUUCUGCCUGUGGUCGCUGUGGCUUGGGCGGUUGGAAUGGGCCCGGCAGCCUUCGAAGGAACGGAGCAGGAACAAGCAAGAGCUGGUGCAGGCCUUCAGGCGGUCUGCGAGCCUUACCCUGGACGAUCGGCAGCAGAAGAAGGCAAUGCUGGUGCGGGUGAAUUCCAUGACUAUAUCAGGUCUAGCCGCCAGCUACAGUGAGAUCCCCGACGACGAGGAGGAGACAGAGAAGGACGAGGCUUUUGAAGAGAAGCGUUUGGGAAGCGCCUGGGAACGUACCCUGACCUAUCUCUGGGAAGAGAGGGACGGCGAUUCGCCGAGCAGCCUUCCAGGAGUUCCCCAAGACGAAGGCACCACGCAAGAAGGAGGGCCUGUAAGAAAGACUUCAUCCACAGACGCCACUGUCGGUGUAGAAAGCCAUCGCCCUACACUGUUGCUCGAGGUGCCCGUAUCGGAGACUGCUGCCCAAGAAGAGGUGCACGAGCUUGCUCUGACUCCCGACUCUGAGCACGCCAAGCUCUUGAACCAGGUUUUGAAGGAGGUCCAGUCCAUCCAGCCCGACCUGCCUGAUCACAUGGAGGUUCCAGAGGUUGGCCUCCAGUGCGUGGAGUCGGAGCAGAGCCAGGCGAUGUCAUGGACUCUCAACGGCACCGAGGUGCAAGCGCUUCUCGGGGACACGAGCACUGAGGAUCUACGUGCAGCCGGCGUCGGCGAGGAGGCCAAGAGCCCUCAGGCGCUGAGCGGAUCUCGUACUCAGGACGACCUUGAGAGGCACUUGAAGGAUCUCAUGGCCGGGGCAGACGUCGCGCAGGUGGUGACGAAGCUAGCGGAGCCCACGCCAAUGGAGGAGCAAGAGGAGGAACGAGCGCGACGCGAGGAGGAAGAGCGCCGAGCGGAGGCCGAGAGGGCCGAAACUGAGCGCCGCCAGGAAGAGGAGCGACUGGAAGAAGAGAGGCUCGCCAAAGAAGCGGCUGAUCGGGCGGAGCGUGAGGCGCGCGCCCGCGAGGUGGAGGAGGCGGCCGAGCGAGAGCGCCUGGAGCGCCUGGAGCGGGAGAAGGCCGAGGCCGCGGCGGCUGCGGCGGCUGCGGCUGCGGCGGCUGCGGAGCGCGAAGUCGCAGAGGAAGCCCGGCGGGAGGCGGAGCGAGCGCGGGCGGAGCGCGAAGCGCAGGAGGCGGCGGCGCGCGAGGCGGAGCGACGGAAGCUGGCUAUGGAGGCAUUGUGUGAAGCGAUGGCGAGCCGAAGCAAGGAGCAGAUCGAGAUCUGCCUGCAGACAGCGGAGGAAGAUGGGAUCCCGGAGAAGGACGUACAAGCUGCAAGGGAGCUUUCGGCUCGCUGGUCGCGGUCGCUGUUUUGUCAGGAGGCGGAGGCUGCUGUGCGGGUGCUUCACCAGAUCGCCGAGAUGGAGGCGAUCCGCGCUGCUGAGUGCGGAGCUCAUGUAACUCUUCGACGAGCUGCCAGAUCGGAUCCGAGGCAUCGCCUGCGGGGAGCCUGUGGCGACGGGGAUCCCGAGGAGAUUGUCCGUGCCAUCGCCCACGCGACAGAGGUGGGUGUGGGGCGAGACACCAUAGAUGCGGCCAACGAGACACUGUCCAAGAUCCGAGAAGAGAUCCAGACGCGGGAAGCAGCCACGAAAAGGACUGGCAAGGCCUGCCGGGUUCCUCAGGCGGACCUUCAGGCAGCAGCAGAGUCUCUUCAAGUUCUCGAAGGCCUUCGCCGUCGGGAGCUCGCCACAGAGGCCUUGAUGCAGGCCCUGGAGUCUCAGGACCUCCAGGCCGCCAAGAAGGCCUACAGCCAUGCGAAGGAGUGUGGCCUUUCUGUGGAGGAGCUUGUCUCGUUCGAGCACCUGCUGCGAGACUUGUCUGACGCCUUGGAGCUUGCUGGCGACAAGGAACGGCUGAUGGAGCGGCGUGUUGCCGCGGCAGUGGAGGCGAAGAGCCAGGCAGAACGCAUGGAAUCCUCGGCUGAAGUAGAGAAGAUGCUUGGCGAAGGCGGCGUCAUUGUGGUGCUCAAGGAUGCCAUCCAAGAAGCAAAAAAAGCGCGGCUCGUGAGCAAGGGCGCCAUCGCCAGAGCGGAGGCUGUUGUCCCGGAGACGAUCGCAGAUCUCAAGCGCAUCAUUGCUGACAAGCAGCUGAACGAGAAGCGUGUGGCAGAGCAGCGUCUGCGUGGUGAGGUGGAGCUGGUGCAAGAAGCUGGGAUCCUCCAUGUUGGCGUGUUGGAGGGCUUGCGCAAUGCCAUUGCAGAUGCUACCCGCUUCAGCGCUGACGUCAGGGAUGCGGAGCAGGUCUUGGCACAACUGACGAGAGACCUCGAGAAGAUGACGCUGGAGGCCAAAGGCGCGCUUUCCCAGGCUUUCGAGUCUCGCAGCCCCGUGGAGAUCCGGAAAGGCAUCUCGGCCUGCCGGCAGCUUUUGCUGAACGAGGAGCAUGCCGGUGCCAUGGUGCAGCUUCGUAGCAUCACUGAAGAGGAUAUCGCCUCGGCUCGCAGCGAGCACGACCGAGAGUCCCGUAUGGCCCGGGUUGCCCUCCUGGAGCAAUUCGUGGGAAUUCUCCGGGAGAACGGUGACAAGCAGUUGCGGGGAUUCCACAACGACCUUCAGGACUUGAAGGGCGCACUCCGUGUCUUUUGCAGGGUCAGGCCCUUGAAUGGGCGAGAGAUCAAGAAGAAUGACACGAUCGCUGUGGAGAUCCUGGACUCAUUCACUGUUGCCGUAAACAAAUCCGAGACCGACAAGCAGGUCUUCGCGUACGAUGCCAUCUUCGGUCAAGGUAGCUCCCAGGCCGAUGUUUUCGUGGAGUGCAAGGGCUUGGCGCUGCACCCAGUCAGACGGUAA